AUGUUGUCGGCGUCCACGCAGGUAGUGCCGUACGUUGAGUCGAGUACUGCGGUUGUUUCCACUGCAAAACCGGUUCUGUACUCAAAACCGACAAAAUCACCCUCCUACACGACGCCCACUAGCUACUCAACUGCCCGAACAACAACACUGUAUCCGAAACCAGUUCAGUAUGUAACCAUCAAGGUACCCUACAACAAACCUAACGUGGCAGCACCUCCCAGGCCAACCGUUAACUUGAUUCAAGUUCAAGUUUCGACUACCAAACCACCGUACAGCAAACCAGCUGUGUACUUACCGUCUAGUACAACAGUUUACACUAAACCAACUCAACCAUAUUCAACAGCAAAGCCAGCAUAUUCUACCCCAAACACAUACACGACUGUUAAACCAGCUGUUUACACAAGACCAGCUCAAUAUUCCACAACCAGCAAACCUUAUUACACAUCAAGUGCACGUCCCACAGCUAACACAACCGUCUACCAGGCACCAAUUGAACCAAUUAUUCUAAACCUAGCAUACAAUUCUUCAGUAACUUAUCCUCCUGUGACAACCACAACAACCACAACCACCACAAUCACAGCCCAGCCAGCAUACGUCCCACCAAAUCGACCCAUUAGUCAGUUGAUCAUUCACCACGGACCUUAUGGGGCUGUUUUCAACCAGCCAAUUCCAAUAUACAAUCCACUGCCCUACCGACCAGUCGCGCCUCAACGGCCUAAUGUGGCGCCAAUACUACAGUACUACCCUGAUAAACCGUACCAGUCAACAGAAGUGGAAAAACCAGUUCAGAUGCCAAACCAAAUGCCAUCCAACUCCUACCUGCCAAUACUGCCAGUUCAACCGGUGAUUGAGACGUACGACCCACAACAACCGCCGUACAGCAGCUCACAGCAGACAAAACCUCCUCCACCAGUUUACCGUCCACCAAAGCCAAUUGAAAAUGAGUAUCCUGAACAGCCCAUGUAUUCAAUGGACCAACAGCAACAGUACCAGCCCCCAAAGCCAAUCGUCAUUAACGCACUUCCUGAGUAUCGACCACCACCAGCACAGUCUGCAUACGUUGACUCAUCAAAACCGCCUUCAUCAUAUGAGUACAAUAAGCCAACAAGGCCGCCCUUUUCACACAUAAACUACUACCACCCACCAAAACCAAUAACAUCUCCGCCGGCAAAACCAAACGACUACUACAAUCCUACUAGACCAACUCCGAAUCAAACACCAAAGCCAACCUACCUAUUAAACUAUUACAUUCCGAACAAACCAAUCUCAUCACAGCCAGCAAAACCACCUCAAAACACUUACUACUUUCCACCAAAGCCAGUGGCAUAUCAACCAAACCGACCACAACAGUCUUUCUACCGCCCUCCAAAACCCAUUGAUCACAUCGAUCCAGAUAGUCCGCAUUUGAACUUUGAUGAUAACGAUGCAGAUGACUUGCUAGAAACUGCGUUUGAGCUGGCUGAUGAUUACGAUAAGAAAGAUAAAGAAAAAGAUAUUGAAAACAUGAAAAACGUUGAUAAAAUUGCAAACGAUGCCAAAAAGAAUGCAAAA
Rhagoletis zephyria (snowberry fruit fly) is the source of this 1551-nucleotide messenger RNA. NCBI's taxonomy places the organism in Eukaryota, Metazoa, Arthropoda, Insecta, Diptera, Tephritidae. The record is from RefSeq and is a predicted model, not a curated record.